CUUCCGUCUCUUCUCAGGUUUGCCGCGCAUGCGCAGAGAGACACCUCCACAACCACAUUCCCCGCUUCUCCUCGCAGGCAGGCAGGCAGAGCAUCCAGCAGCGAGCCACUUCAUAUUUAGACGUCCUCCAUGAUCGUCUGAACACAAAUCCUCGCAUUUUCUCCUUCGAAAUCUUUACGAGGAGUACCAAUCCCACCGUGAAGCUGCAUCAAACCCACCGAUUGUGCUCAAUAGAUGCUCAUUUCCUCACCAUGGCAACAGAAGAUAAGAAACCAGAGACUGACACGAAACCUCCAGUUGUUCCAUCGGCAUCUGCCAGUCAAAGCAAGUCUGCACCCGCCAAGCCAAACUACAGCCUGAAAUUCACACUAGCGGGUCACACUAAAGCCGUCUCCUCCGUCAAGUUCAGUCCGAGCGGAGAAUGGCUCGCCAGCUCAUCUGCUGAUAAACUCAUCAAAAUCUGGGGAGCGUACGACGGCAAGUUUGAGAAAACCAUAUCUGGACACAAACUUGGUAUAUCUGACGUGGCCUGGUCUUCUGACUCCAACCUCCUGGUGUCUGCAUCGGACGACAAAACCCUGAAGAUCUGGGACGUGAGCUCGGGGAAAUGCUUAAAAACUCUAAAAGGUCACAGCAACUACGUCUUCUGCUGCAACUUCAACCCGCAGUCCAAUCUCAUCGUGUCAGGAUCGUUUGACGAGAGCGUAAGGAUAUGGGACGUGAAGACCGGGAAGUGUUUGAAAACAUUGCCGGCGCAUUCUGACCCUGUCUCGGCUGUUCAUUUCAACAGAGACGGCUCGCUGAUCGUGUCCAGUAGCUACGACGGCCUUUGCCGAAUCUGGGACACAGCAUCAGGGCAGUGUUUAAAGACACUCAUAGAUGACGACAACCCUCCCGUGUCAUUUGUGAAGUUUUCCCCCAACGGGAAAUACAUCCUGGCUGCUACACUGGACAACACGCUGAAGCUGUGGGACUACAGCAAAGGAAAGUGCUUGAAAACGUACACCGGCCACAAAAACGAGAAGUACUGCAUAUUUGCAAAUUUCUCCGUCACCGGUGGAAAGUGGAUCGUGUCCGGCUCCGAGGACAACAUGGUUUACAUCUGGAACCUGCAGACGAAGGAGAUCGUGCAGAAACUCCAGGGCCACACAGACGUCGUCAUCUCGACCGCCUGCCACCCGACAGAGAACAUCAUCGCAUCCGCGGCUUUAGAAAACGACAAAACCAUCAAGUUAUGGAGAAGCGACUGCUAAGCCCCCUUUUGGAUCUUUUUGGGCCAUUCAUAUUUCUUUUCUUUUUUUUUUUUUCUAUUAUUUUGUUGUAAGAAAAGAGGACUUUUUUUCUAACAGAGAGCUCUUGCGGGAUGCAGAGGGCUUUCGGGUAAUGAAAUUCAGCGAGGAGAACCAAAAUGAGACAACCACGUACAGUAUCAGCCGGAGUCGGUCGUGCAGCGGACGCGAAUCACCCACCACCCCCACCCACCCCUCGUCACAUCUGAGAUAUAUUCCACGUGUCUGUUAACGUGUGCCAGAUUUUGUCGUCUCCACGGGGAAAGUUUUGUUAUACUUUACAACAAUGUUGCUGUUCUGGUGCUUCAGUAUUUUUUUUUUGACACUGCAUUAACCCUGAUGUCACGGCGUCAUAUAACUGAGCAUUUCUGGUCUUGUACAAUAAAUGUAACGCUUAUUUGGCCUUUCUAUGAUUUCUUUUGCCUUUUUAAUUUGUCUGUGAAUUUGUGUAGUGUCGUCUUCAGACUUCAAGGUGGAGAGGCGAUUUUGACAUCAAGCUCUAGGUAUAAAAAAAAAAAGAAGACAUCUUACGGAUGUUAUUUAUUCAAGUGGCACUGCUAUUAGUGUUCUUAAUAUCCAAUGCCAGAUCUCACUGUGUGCCAAAGCAAGAUAUUUUCAGAGUCCUUUUAGGGCAACAAACCAGGAUUUGAAGUUGAGAAGUACGUGAGAAGUAAAGUUAAAAAUGCCUGAAGAAAAUGUGAUGUAUGAUGUCACAGACGCCCCCAAAUGCUAUGAAUCUUUUACAGUCCUGUUGGAGAAUUAAGUCCUCCCUCCUAUGUCUAAUUUUAACAGUUUACGACGGUGACCAAAUGCAGUUAUUUUGUGUUCUAGGAUUUGUACAUAUUGAACUGACGUAUUGUGAUUUAUUUUAGCUGUCUUUGUUUUUUAAGGCCUCCUCUGCUUCGAUUAGCUCCUACUGUAGUUCUGCAACACAAAGCUCUGUUCUCCGUAGUUAGCCUGGAUUCUUUUUUUUUUCCGUGGAAUACAUGUUUGCAUUUGACGGCUAUAACCUGCGACUAAAUAAUAAACCAGUUUUUGUAUGUUU
Molecule: messenger RNA, 2334 nt
Organism: Sebastes umbrosus (honeycomb rockfish)
Lineage: Eukaryota; Metazoa; Chordata; Actinopteri; Perciformes; Sebastidae
Gene: wdr5
Product: WD repeat domain 5
Exons: 14
Coding region: 252-1253 (333 amino acids)
Cellular component (GO): Set1C/COMPASS complex
Molecular function (GO): histone binding
Source: RefSeq, a predicted model, not a curated record